This is a messenger RNA of Mucor mucedo, 1433 nucleotides long. RefSeq names its product mitochondrial carrier domain-containing protein. Gene Ontology annotation, molecular function: thiosulfate transmembrane transporter activity; oxaloacetate transmembrane transporter activity; antiporter activity. NCBI's taxonomy places the organism in Eukaryota, Fungi, Mucoromycota, Mucoromycetes, Mucorales, Mucoraceae. Bases 124 to 1029 code for a protein of 301 amino acids. The transcript is spliced from 2 exons. Gene Ontology annotation, cellular component: mitochondrial membrane. The record is from RefSeq and is a predicted model, not a curated record. Gene Ontology annotation, biological process: malate transmembrane transport; phosphate ion transmembrane transport; succinate transmembrane transport.
GUUAUAUACAUAUAAAAAGCGGGUAAAUUCAACCCCUUUGUUGGUAAAAAAAAAAAAAAAAAAAUUCUUUAUUUGUUCCCCUUUUUUUUUUAUAUAUUACUACCCUUCAACUUUCUUCCCAGUAUGCCAGAAAACAUAAAAAAGAGUUACCCAUUUUACUUUGGAGGUGCAGCUUCUUGUGUAGCAGCAUUGGUUGUGCAUCCCUUUGAUCUCACCAAGGUCCGUCUUCAGAACACAAAGGGUAAUGGUAAAGCGGGCAUGUUUUCUACCAUGCGUACCAUUGCUCGUAACGAAGGUCUCUUAAAACUCUAUAACGGUCUCUCAGCCUCCAUGUUGAGACAAGCAACUUAUUCUACCGUACGUUUUGGUGUCUAUGAAAAAUUAAGAGACUAUAUUACUCUACAAACCAACAAGAAGGCCAAUGUGGGUCAGUUACUCUUUUGUUCCAGUGUUGCUGGGGCCUUGGGAGGAGCCUGUGGUAACCCAGGCGAUGUGAUCAACGUACGUAUGCAAAACGAUGGACAAUUACCGCUGGAUCAACGACGAAACUACAAACAUGCCAUUGAUGGUAUUCUUCGUAUCAGUCGAGAGGAAGGUAUCGCUACCCUCUUUCGAGGCCUUGGACCUAAUAUCAAUCGAGCCAUCUUAAUGACUUCAUCACAAUGUGUGUCCUAUGACCUCUUUAAGAGUUUCCUCUUAAACAGGACAUCCAUGCAGGAUGGCAUUUCAUUGCAUUUAAUCUCGAGUGUGUUGGCUGGCUUAGUAGCUACCACCGUAUGUUCUCCUGUCGAUGUGAUCAAGACACGUAUCAUGUCUGCCAGUACCACAGAUCAUAGUAUGUCGGCUACACACAUCAUGAAGACCAUGUUAAAAUCAGAAGGUUUACCUUCCUUCUUUAAAGGUUGGACUCCUGCAUUUAUUCGUUUAGGUCCUCAAACCAUCAUUACCUUUGUCGUGCUGGAACAAUUCAAGACAUGGCAUGAUCUCUUUCACUCUCAACAACAACAACUCGCCGUAGCUAAUCUCUAGACUUUUACUUUAUAUAUAUAAGAAAACCCUUUGCAUUUGAACCCCCCCACCCCAUCUUUAUUUAUCAUUAAACAACGUGUUACACAAAAAAUAGUUUAUUCUUUUGUAGAUAUAUAUUUAUCGUUGCUUUUGACCCGCUGAUCGUCGACUGUAUUCUUCUGUUGGAUGUAAAGUCUUGAAAUCCUGCAAGAUGGUCAAAACUCUUUUAGCUAAAAGAUGAAUAUCACUGUUGUCUGUAAAAUCCGUCUCGUUCUUUUCAUCUGCGAUACGUGAAAUGGAAGCCAUGAUCUCAUUGGACUGAAGAAUCUUGAUCGCCAAUUCCACAUCUAACAAUUUUUUUUUUUUUUUUUAAUAGAAAAAAGGUAAGAAACAACAAGCCUCUCCCUUUUUCCCCUCCCCUCCCC